AUGUUGAUCAAUACAUUCAAAUCAGCUAUCGCCCUGAUCAUCACAGCAUCAGCAUCUCUCACAGUUCAUGCUCAAUCUGUAAAGAGCUCUGGAAGUUGCAAUGCCUACCCAACCAAUGCAACCUGUUCUAAUUACGUGGACUACAAGGUGUUCUUGCCCGACAAAAUCACCGUCAAUCAGAUCGAAUCACAGCUGCAAUCACUGGCACAAUUGGGAUCCUUACUCGGUGGAGUUAGUCCUGUUUGCUUUGAUACAUUUGCUCGCUAUCAAUGUUCAAAAGCCUACCCAAAAUGUGUAACAACCAACUCAACUACAGACAUCAGCGUGUAUUCUGCCUGUACAUCAGCAUGCGAAGCCGUCUCUAUUGAGUGUGCCAGCAUCUUCAAGGUGGCAGGCCAGACUGCUCUGUUGCCUAAUUGCAGCACUGAAAUCACAAGCACAGGAUUUGGCUUGCAAGCCGACGACAAGUGCAACAACAUUCCUACCAAAUUGACCGAAGAGCAGAUCAAGGACGGAAGAAUGAACUUUUCCGCCGUGCCUGCUGGUUUUGUGAUGGCUGAAUGCCCUGCUCCCUUCUUGGUAGAUCCACUAGCUGCCUCUGGAUCAUCUAUUAACGACAAGUACUGCAGAUACGGUUGUUGUAUUCCAUGCCCUGCUCAAAAUUUGUUUUACAAAGAAAAUUGGGCCACUAGAGGGUUUUUGGCUACUGAUGUGAUACGUUUUGUAUCAGCUGUUCUAUCUCUCAUUUUGGUAAUCAGCUAUUUAGUUUUACCCGACAAGAGAAGACAUCCUUCGUUAUUGAUCCUCAACUUGUCCAUUGCCAUCUUCUUGUUCAGUAUGGUCGUCUUCUUUUCGGUUGGAAACCCAAGGCGUCUCCAAUGUGCUCCCAAUGACAUUUCUCCUGGCGAGAUGGGUAACAACACUCUCUGUGCUGCUCAGGGUGCUAUUUUGAUCUUUGGUUCGUUUGCAACUUGUCUUUGGUGUGCUGCUUUGAUUCUGAAUUUGCAUGUGCACACUGUCUGGAACUCCAACUUCUUUACCAACCGAUACAUUCUCUUGAACGUUGUCUGCUGGGGUAUUCCAGCUACCAUCAUGUCAAUCGCAUUAGGUCUGCAUGCUGUCAAAUUUGAAUUUGCCAAUCUCUGUCUGGUGUCAAUGAAGUACAUUUUCCCGCUGUUCUUUUACCCACUGGCUGCUAUCGUAUGUCCCAGUUUCAUCGUUCAUAUUGGCACCUUCUUUUACAUUGCAAGAAUCGCUGUGCGUGAAGGGCUUGAGUCUGACAUGACCCAAUCAUUAUCUACAGGCACCAUGACGGAUCGUGCACCUGGUGUGAGUAGAAAGCACGUUAUGGUGGCUGUCAAAAUCCAAUGGAGAGCCUUGUUAUUGGCCGUGGUUGCUAUUGUUACCGUAUUGUUCUAUUGGUUGUUCUACAUGACACAAAUCAGUCGUAUGUCAGAGUUACAGGAUAACCCUACACUCACAUUGGAUUGGCUCGAGUGCAUGUUGACACCGGGGAAUAGUCAAAAUAUUUGUGCUGAAGCCAUCAGUCCUCAUUUGCCUCCUUUUGCUUUGAUCAUAGUUGCCGAGGCUCUCGUCAGUACUAUUGGCAUCUGGCUAUUUGUCAUGUUUGGUAAGAGAUCUUUAUGGCGCGAGUGGAACGAUUUGAUCUACGAUACCAGAAUCAGAUUCAGCAGACGCGGCAGAGCUGAGAAGAGUGGCGAACAAUUCUUUGCCCUUUAA
Molecule: messenger RNA, 1740 nt
Organism: Mucor velutinosus
Lineage: Eukaryota; Fungi; Mucoromycota; Mucoromycetes; Mucorales; Mucoraceae
Exons: 7
Coding region: 1-1740 (579 amino acids)
Biological process (GO): cell surface receptor signaling pathway
Cellular component (GO): membrane
Molecular function (GO): protein binding; transmembrane signaling receptor activity
Source: RefSeq, a predicted model, not a curated record